GAGUAUUACUAGAGGUGGGGAGGUAUUCGCUCGUUGCUUCACGUUCAAAAAGGUAAACUAGUAAGAGAUGUGAUGGAUUGCUGAUGGCUUUCUCUCACCUCCAUCAUCUUAUUCCACACGGAGAAGCAGGUGCUGUCGGUCCUGCAGCCUCCUCCAUCCUUUCCUUUCCACGUCUCUCUCCACGCGCCGCGCCUCUCCUUCCAACCACCGGAUUCUACGUGCGGUAGUCAGAAGAAAGGCAGAUGAUGAUAAAGGAAACGCGGAGCAGCUUGUUAUCGCCCCGCGUGCUGACGCCGAAGUGCUUGUGAUACCGGCACUGCAUUUAAGCGCAGAUGACUUGAACCGGCCACUACACGCGAGGUGGAAACUACAGCCCUUGUUCCCUCCAGAGAUCAUUCUUGCAAACCAUGGCUGACCAGUACAGUAUGUUUCUCACCACGGCACCCCCCCUCCGACGCGGAAGCACACCCCUUCCCGUCAAGCACCAGCUGCGGAGAGAAGAGGCUGUAUCCGAGGACUGUGAUUGGAUCCCGGGAUUGGAGGAACCUGCCACGUUGCCUAUCAGUGACACAUUGCCUCGUGAUGAAUCGUUCAGUCAAACGUCAGCACCCCAGUCAACCUACCACAGUCAUGGAGGGGCACUGAAGAUUGUGCUACUGGGACAGAAUGGCGUGGGCAAGUCUUCACUGGCCUUGUCACUGGCCGGCCAGUCGGACAGAUCCCUGUCUGUAGACUCUGAGACCCAAGCAUGUGGUGAGGGCUACGAGUGUACAGUCACAGUUGACGACGAGGACAGUAAAGUCAUCAUUUUUGACAAUUGGAAACAGGACCUCUCCACUCUACAGUGUGAUGUGUGUAUCCUGGUCUUCUCCGUGACUGACAGGCGAAGUUUCCAUCGCACCGCACAGCUCCGUCUUCUCCUCAGGGAGUCGCAGGCUCACACGCCAAUCAUCCUGGUGGGCAACAAGAGCGACCUUGUUCGCUCUCGUGAAAUCAGUGCUGAGGAGGCCCAAUCCAGCGCCAUGAUGUUCGACUGCCACUACCUGGAGCUCUCGGCCUCCCUGGAACACGGCACCAAUGAGCUGCUUGAGGCGGCCGUACGAGCUGCAAGGGGCGACUGUGUUGGCCCCAACUGGGCUGACGGUGACCCCAGUUCAGGCCGCAGGGAAAGUCUGACCAGUCGGGCCAAGCGCUUUCUGGCAGGGCUGGUGCCACGCUCCUACGGACGAGAGCGUGACAGGGGACGCUACCGAGAGAUGAGCCGCCACCGAGGCAGCAAGAUCCUUCGCCAGAAGUCUCGCUCCUGCCACGACCUCAGCGCACUGUGACAUACAUCCAUGCAUACAGGCUCAAGACACACUCCCACACAUGUACACACACCAGAAAUGCCAGAUGGGGAGGUGUGAAAUAUCAAAGGGAAGACGAGAAAUAGGAGCAGGAAUGUCAGGGAGAUAGAGAAGGCACAAAUGCUGAGCACAUGCAUUCUCAGGUCCAGGCUGAGGGGUCCCACAUGCCGCAGGUCCUGCCAUUUGGACAUAAAGCAUUGGAUUUAAAGGGGUACUGAUGAAAAAAAAUACCCCAAAUGGUACACAGCUGGCUGAAUAGAUUUUACGGACGGACGUAACCUUGAACCAUCGUACACAAAACCCAAAUCAGAAACUGUUGCAACAGUAUUGCAAACAAUAAUUGCUAUUUACUUUUGACUUUUAUUACACAGACAACAAUAACAUACCACAUUUCAUGGUUCACCGCAACAUUUCACCGAGUUUUCGUUUUUAAGAUUAAUUUAUUUCUUUUUAUUCAGAUUACUGCAAUAGCCUAUAUUUUACAAAGAGCAUGUAUUUGCAAAUGUUCAGGGAUUGAAGACAAGUUACAAAGUAGUUCAAGUGUGAAUACGUUUUGUUCUUUUCUUCAGGAGCGCAGCCAUACAGGGUCGUUACAGUAUUUACAAAACAGGAAUUCAUAUUGUUUCGACAGUAGAUCGAAAAAAAAACACUUCUGUCCCAACUUUUUCUGAUUUGCGGAUCAACCGAGGAUGGCAUUACAUUACCAACCGAUAAGUUGCUGAGCUCGGAUCAGCACAUGCUCUAACCUGAUGGGAGGUGCAGAAAGGACAAAAAAAAAGGACAGAAAGACGGAUGGAGGGGGUGGAUGUCACAAAUAGACACACACUCAAGUAGCACUCACUGAUUACGUAGACUGAUAGCAACCUAAUGUAAACAUUUUAUGGAUCCUGUUUUAUAGCAUGCUCAGUAGACAGCUGGCCCUCUAGGUUAAUGGAUUUACUGUACCUCGCUGGCCAAUAGGUAAGGCACAAUCUAGCUAGCAAAACCAUCGCAAAGGCAAGACCCUUUAUUACCCGUCAAUGUGUUUGUAUCCCUCUCUACAUCCUCUGUUUCUGUUCCAAUACCGAGUUGAAAAAGUGUUAAUCCUCGUCAGGCACAACAUGUUACAUUCAUCUGUCAUUGUUGCCCAAGCCAUAUGCUUGCUGAUUGGCCCAUAAGCAAUCAGCACAGAGAACCCUUUACUGCAGGAAGUGGAGUCACGAGUGGAGGCAAAAAAAAAAAAAAAAAAAAAAAAGGUUAAAAGGGUUUAGGAAAUAAAUAAAACUGAACUUUCAGUCAAGCGUGACACAAAACGUUUAGCCUGAUCGUAGACAUUGACGAAAAAAAUGAUCAAACCUCAACUACCUGUGGAUGUUUGAUUAUUUUCGUGUUUCUCUCUCCAUUCACUGGCAUUAUUAUUGUCUAUACUCAGACUGUAUGCUGUGGGGGGCCUCCACGCAGGUGAGCCAGACAAGGAAGUUCUGGAUACGAUAUCUCGCGUGAGGUGCCGUCACCGACACAGGCCCACUUGUUUGUCACUUGUCUUUCCACUGAUAAUAAACUUUUGUUCGACGUCCUAAUG
Phyllopteryx taeniolatus (common seadragon) is the source of this 2907-nucleotide messenger RNA. It is a transcript of the gene rem2, whose product is annotated as RAS (RAD and GEM)-like GTP binding 2. The transcript has 5 exons. Gene Ontology annotation, cellular component: plasma membrane. Gene Ontology annotation, molecular function: GTP binding; GTPase activity; calcium channel regulator activity. The coding region runs from base 408 to 1328 and encodes 306 amino acids. The record is from RefSeq and is a predicted model, not a curated record. NCBI's taxonomy places the organism in Eukaryota, Metazoa, Chordata, Actinopteri, Syngnathiformes, Syngnathidae.